Molecule: messenger RNA, 810 nt
Organism: Metarhizium robertsii ARSEF 23
Lineage: Eukaryota; Fungi; Ascomycota; Sordariomycetes; Hypocreales; Clavicipitaceae
Product: chorismate synthase
Exons: 4
Coding region: 1-810 (269 amino acids)
Biological process (GO): aromatic amino acid biosynthetic process; chorismate biosynthetic process
Cellular component (GO): cytosol
Molecular function (GO): chorismate synthase activity; FMN binding
Source: RefSeq, a predicted model, not a curated record
AUGUCCACCUUCGGACACUACUUCCGGGUUACUACCGCUGGCGAGUCCCACGGCAAAUCCGUCUCUUGCAUCGUCGACAACUGCCCACCGGGCCUUGAACUCGUCAGACGACAUCCAGCCUCAGCUAAACCGCCGCACAGAAUUUGGCCGCUCGGCACCCCGAUCCUUCUGACGGUCCCCAACGAAGACCAGCGACCCAAGGACUAUGGAAACAAGACCAUCGACCUCUACCCGCGCCCCAGCCACGCCGACUGGACCUACCUGGAGAAGUACGGCACCAUCUGCCGCGUGGCCGCCGGCGCCGCAGCACAGAAGUUGCUGAGGGACAUGUACGGCGUGGAAACUGUCGCCUUUGUCACGUCGGUUGGCAAUAUCAAGCUCUUCGGCGAUACGGACGCCAUGAGCGCCGACCCCACGUUCCCCAGCUUAGCCAACACAAUCACCCGCGACAAGGUCGACGAGUUCCUGCCGGUGCGGUGCCCGGACGCCGAAGCCUUAAAGCGCAUGGAGGCCCGCGUCGCCGAGCUGCGCGACCAAAACGACAGCACCGGCGGCACGGUAACGUACACCCCCUCCGGCCUCGGCGAGCCGGCCUUUAACAAGCUCGAGGCCCUCAUCGGCCACGCUAUGCUCUCUAUCCCCGCUGUCAAGGGCUUCGAGAUCGGCUCCGGCUUCCUCGGCGCCGAAAUAAACAGUAGCAGGCACAACGACCCCUUCAUCCCCGCGCCCGCCCUUGACGCCGCCGCCCACAAGACGGGCAUCCCCAGGUCUCGCCUGCACACAAAGACCAACAACUCAGGCGGCAUCUAG